CGCGAAGAUUUGUCGCCAAGCAGUAUAAACGGCUACAGCGCAGACAGUUGCGAUGCGAAAAAGAAAAAAGGACCGACACCGCGGCAGCAAGAAGAACUGUGUCUAGUGUGCGGCGACAGGGCAUCGGGGUACCAUUAUAACGCUUUAACAUGCGAGGGCUGCAAAGGGUUCUUCAGACGAAGCAUAACGAAAAACGCGGUGUAUCAGUGCAAGUACGGCAACCAUUGCGAGAUAGACAUGUACAUGAGGCGCAAGUGCCAGGAGUGCAGACUGAAGAAGUGCCUCAGCGUGGGCAUGCGCCCCGAGUGCGUGGUGCCGGAAGUGCAGUGCGCACUGUCGGACACGGAGAAGAUCAGCACGAACGGAGUGAAGCCAAUCUCGCCCGAACAAGAAGAACUUAUACAUCGACUUGUUUACUUUCAAAACGAAUACGAGCAUCCUUCUGACGAAGACGUAAAACGAAUCAUUAACCAACCCAUGGAAGAACGCCCGUCGCUGAUCGAGGGCUGGAAGGUGGAGAAGAUCCAGGAGAUCUACCUGGAAGCGCUGCGGGCGUACGUCGACAACAGGCGAAAACCGCGGCCCGGCACGAUAUUCGCCAAGCUGCUCUCCGUGCUGACGGAGCUGCGCACGCUCGGCAACCAGAACAGCGAGAUGUGCUUCUCGCUGAAGCUGAAGAACAAAAAACUGCCGCCCUUCCUGGCCGAGAUAUGGGACGUCGAUCUGAAGACAUAG
Brassicogethes aeneus is the source of this 735-nucleotide messenger RNA. The record is from the annotation of a GenBank genome assembly. NCBI's taxonomy places the organism in Eukaryota, Metazoa, Arthropoda, Insecta, Coleoptera, Nitidulidae.